UACCACGGGACCUUAAGUACCAAGAAUUAAAGAAGCGUUCAAAGGGGAAGAGAAAGUACCAUGGAUUUUACGUUAAAAUAUAUGCAAGGUCCAAGCAUUGAAUCAGAUAAUGUGUUGUCAGGAAGCGGGGUAAAUAAGCCAAAAAGUCAGCGCAUUGUCCUCUCUGACUCGGAAGACGAGUUUGAAGACCCUGAAAAGAAAUUGAAGACAGAAACCCCUAAAACAAGUACACCUGUUUGUACACCAUCCAAAGUGGUACAUGUAGCAGCUAUUGACGAAGAUCUACCCAUGCUUCAUUCUCCUUCAAAGAAAGAGAAGAGAACAUCCAGCCCUGGACAAUCAUCAAUUGAGAAAGACAGUGAAGAGCUGCCAGAUAUUCCUUUACCUAUGACAUUAAAGGAUACAGAUGCAUCUAUAUGUACAGAUGAUGAAGACUGGACAUCAAAUCUUGAAAAUAAGGUGGAUGAAGACAAUAUCCUGAAAGACUUUGAGGAAAUGAUGCAGAAAAAAAGAGAAAGGCAGUUGUUUGCAGAGAGCACCUUCAUCGACUUCCCGACGAAAGAGGAUGUCAGAAAAAAUCUGUGUGUUGUUUACGAAUGUCAUGGAGGUCUUGCGAUAAAUCGACCGUUUAAAUAUGGUGACACAGUCAAGAGUGUAUAUAGCUGGAUUAUACAACAAAUGGAUCCAGAAAUUCUUCCCCCGGUGUUCCAUUUAGAGUGCUCAUCCCCAACCAGUUGCCAGAACAAAGGAUGCCCCCAUAUAUAUGAAUUGGGCAACAGCUAUAAAGUUAAGGUAGAGGAGUUGCCGGAUGUCUUAUACCUUCGUGAAGGGUGUUUUGCUGUAAAUGAUACCUUUACUGGUCUUGGGGAUGUCCUGAUUUAGCCAGUCAGCAGCUUUCAGGAAUUUUGUGGCGGC
This is a messenger RNA of Saccostrea echinata, 915 nucleotides long. RefSeq lists its product as uncharacterized. The transcript is spliced from 13 exons. NCBI's taxonomy places the organism in Eukaryota, Metazoa, Mollusca, Bivalvia, Ostreida, Ostreidae. The record is from RefSeq and is a predicted model, not a curated record. Bases 61 to 882 code for a protein of 273 amino acids.